Alnus glutinosa is the source of this 3704-nucleotide messenger RNA. RefSeq names its product extensin-2-like. Gene Ontology annotation, molecular function: structural constituent of cell wall. The transcript is spliced from 3 exons. The coding region runs from base 147 to 3221 and encodes 1024 amino acids. NCBI's taxonomy places the organism in Eukaryota, Viridiplantae, Streptophyta, Magnoliopsida, Fagales, Betulaceae. The record is from RefSeq and is a predicted model, not a curated record. Gene Ontology annotation, biological process: plant-type cell wall organization.
UUGAGUCAUCAACCACCACUCCCCUCUCGGGCACGGUUUCUCACUCUCUUCUCUUCUCUCUGAGGCGCUCUACUUUUCCAGAGGAGAGACAAAGGCUGUGAGGGUCUGACACAUUGGCGGAAGAUAGUGGGGUUUUCCGACAACCCAUGAGGAUUAGAGGUCUCGACCCCUUUGGGGGUCGUCUAUGGCCUCAAAUGGUCAUCGCUUUGGGCUUGCUUCUUGUUGCAAGCAGUGUAGGUUCAGUCUCUGGAGAUGCUUACCCGUAUUCUUCUCCUCCACCACCACCGUAUGAGUACACGUCCCCACCACCGCCGGAGCACUCUCCACCACCGCCGUAUGAGUACAAGUCCCCACCACCACCCGAGAAAUCUCCUCCACCACCGUAUGAGUACAAGUCUCCCCCACCACCGGAGCACUCUCCACCACCAACGUACGAGUACAAGUCUCCCCCACCACCAGAGAAAUCUCCACCACCUCCAUAUGAGUACAAGUCACCACCACCACCUGUUCACUCUCCACCACCACCAUAUGAGUACAAGUCCCCACCACCACCGGAAAAGUCUCCACCACCACCAUAUGAGUACAAGUCCCCACCACCACCGGAAAAAUCUUCUCCACCACCAUAUGAGUACAAGUCUCCCCCACCACCAGUAUAUGAACCACCAUAUGUUUACAAGUCACCACCACCACCGGAAAAAUCUCCUCCACCACCAUAUGAGUACAAGUCUCCCCCACCGCCGGUGCAUUCCCCUCCACCACCAUAUGAGUACAAGUCUCCCCCACCACCAGUAUAUGAACCACCAUAUGUUUACAAGUCACCACCACCACCACCAUACGUCUACAAGUCACCACCACCACCGGUUCAUGAACCACCAUAUGUUUACAAGUCACCACCACCACCGCCAUACAUUUACAAGUCACCACCACCACCACCUUACUUGUACAAGUCUCCCCCGCCACCGGUUUAUGAACCACCGUACGUUUACAAGUCACCACCACCACCACCUUACAUCUACAAGUCUCCCCCACCACCGGUUUAUGAACCACCAUACGUUUACAAGUCACCACCACCACCACCAUACGUCUACAAAUCACCACCACCACCACCUUACCUCUACAAGUCUCCCCCACCACCGGUUUAUGAACCACCAUACGUUUACAAGUCACCACCACCACCACCAUACGUCUACAAGUCACCACCACCACCGGUUUAUGAACCACCAUACGUUUACAAGUCACCACCACCACCACCAUACAUCUACAAGUCUCCCCCCCCACCGGUUUAUGAACCACCAUAUAUUUACAAGUCACCACCACCACCACCCAAGUCUCUUCCUCCUCCAUACCAUUACACCUCUCCACCUCCUCCUGUUCACCACCCAUUGAUAGUCAAGGUCGUUGGAAAAGUCUAUUGCUAUAGAUGCUACGACUGGGAUUAUCCUGUCAAGUCACACGACAAGAAGCAUCUCAAAGGUGCCGUAGUGGAGGUAACUUGCAAAGCCGGCGACAAGGAGAUCAAGGCCUAUGGUACCACGAAGAUCAACGGCAAGUAUAGCAUCACAGUCGAAGGUUUUGCCUACGAGAAGUACGGAGAGGAGGCCUGCAAGGCCAAGCUUCACGCCGCACCCAAAGACUCGCCGUGCAACAUCCCCACUGACCUGCAUUCGGGCAAGAAGGGUGCAAAGCUCAAGGUCAAGUCUGAGGACAAGUACGAGGUUGUGCUGAAAGCCAGGCCAUUUGCUUAUGCUCCAAAGACUCCUUACAAGGAGUGUGAGAAGCCCAAGCCCAUAUCCAAGCCACCUCCUUACGUUUACAAGUCUCCACCUCCGCCACCACCUACUUACAUUUACAAGUCUCCACCACCGCCUCCGGCUUACGUUUACAAGUCCCCGCCACCUCCGGUUUAUGAGCCACCAUACGUUUAUAAGUCACCACCACCACCACCAUACGUUUACAAGUCACCACCACCACCACCAUACGUCUACAAGUCACCACCACCACCACCUUACAUCUACAAGUCUCCCCCACCACCGGUUUAUGAACCACCAUACAUUUACAAGUCACCACCACCACCACCAUACGUCUACAAGUCACCACCACCACCACCAUACGUUUACAAAUCACCACCACCACCACCUUACAUCUACAAGUCUCCCCCACCACCGGUUUAUGAACCACCAUACGUUUACAAGUCACCACCACCACCACCAUACGUUUACAAGUCUCCCCCACCACCGGUUUAUGAACCACCAUACGUUUACAAAUCACCACCACCACCACCUUACGUCUACAAGUCUCCCCCACCACCGGUUUAUGAACCACCAUACGUUUACAAGUCACCACCACCACCACCAUACGUCUACAAGUCACCACCACCACCACCAUACGUUUAUAAAUCACCACCACCACCACCUUACAUCUACAAGUCUCCCCCACCACCGGUUUAUGAACCACCAUACGUUUACAAGUCACCACCACCACCACCAUACGUCUACAAGUCACCACCACCACCACCAUACGUUUACAAAUCACCACCACCACCACCUUACAUCUACAAGUCUCCCCCACCACCGGUUUAUGAACCACCAUACGUCUACAAGUCACCACCACCACCACCAUACGUCUACAAGUCACCACCACCACCACCAUACGUUUACAAAUCACCACCACCACCACCUUACAUCUACAAGUCUCCCCCACCACCUGUAUAUGAACCACCAUACGUUUACAAGUCACCACCACCACCACCUUACUUGUACAAGUCUCCUCCACCCCCGGUUUAUGAACCACCAUACGUUUACAAGUCACCACCACCACCACCUUACUUGUACAAGUCUCCCCCACCACCGGUAUAUGAACCACCAUACGUGUACAAAUCUCCCCCACCACCACCAUAUGAGUACAAGUCCCCACCACCACCAAAGAAAUCUCCACCACCAUAUGAGUACAAUUCUCCCCCACCACCAGUGCACUCUCCCCCACCACCGUAUGAGUACAAGUCUCCCCCACCACCGGAGAAGUCUCCUCCACCACCGUACGAGUACAAGUCUCCCCCACCACCGGAGAAGUCUCCCCCACCACCAUAUGAGUACACGUCUCCCCCACCGCCCGUACACUCCCCUCCACCACCAUAUGAAUACAACUCCCCACCACCACCAGAGAAAUCUCCUCCACCACCGGUCUACAUUUACGCAUCACCUCCUCCACCAACUAAGUACUAGGCUUACCACGUACCAAUACCAAUCAUGUUUUAGUUUAAAGAAUGCAAUAAAGGAAGGCUCAAUUAUGGGACGAUUUAGGAAUCAAGCUUCCAAUCCAAGUUCAUUCAAUAAGAUUGCUUCCACUUCUUAUCUGGUGGCUACGUUGCACAUUAUGAUCUUAUUUUAUUCAAGCGGGAGUGGCUUCAGAGGAUUAUACGAGGAAAGCCGGAUUAGGAAGCAACAUUCGAAAUUAAUUAUAAGAUGACUAGGAUUUGGAUAUGCCAGCCUGCCACGUUUUUUUUUGUUUUUUUUUUUUUAGUUUCAAUUCACUCGGCCGGUAAUAUCUUAGGGGGGUUUCAACUUUCAUCUACUCAUUUAUGAAUUGUAUAGAGUCCUGCCGGGGAUGAUUGGGUUUCUAUUUAUUUUUAUGCUUUAUUUGUUCGUUGGAAUUCCUUGUGCUUUGUGCAAUGAGAUUAUCAUCAAUAAAAUAAGAUAUUUCUGUUU